AUGCUGCCCCCAGACCCGUCCUUACCCAGCAUCCCGCUCGACGUGGUGGACGAGAUCUUACAGCAUUUAUAUCCAUCUGGAGUCUUCCAUAGCGAUUCAUACGCUGACUUCCUCGCGGGCAAGGAGGCGCUUGCCAGGUGCGCAUGCGUGUGUCGCGCUUUCCAGACACCUGCAGUGAAGGUCCUAUGGCGAGAACAAACCCUGACGAACGCUUGUGGCGCUGUCCUACGGGAGUUCACAUUCGCUUGUGUUAAAGGCCCGCUGGACGCGGACGAUGAAGACGGCGACGAAGGUGAUGAUGACGACAACGAGGACUGGCCUGUCGGUAUCGAUCCGGACGACCAUCUGUACACCUACAACUAUCUACCGGGACCCAUCUCACCUGAGGAAUGGUCGCGCUUCAAGUACUAUGCACAGUUCAUCCGCGUCCUCCGAUACACCUUAGACGAGAAGGUAGACUCAUCUGUCUUAUUCUAUCUCCAUCAACACACCCACGGCGAGCCGCUCUUUCCCAACCUGCGCAAGCUUGAGUGGUGUCAAGCUGUGCCCGACCUCGUUUCUGUCAUAUCGCCGACGAUACAAGUCCUCUGUUUGCGCGAGGAAUCCGGAGAAGAGGAGAAUUAUUGCCAGCCGCACGAGCUCGCGUACCGCACCAGGCGGCACGCACUCAAGACGCUCCUCCCCGGAAUCCUCGGUAGGAUGCCUGACCUGCAAGAACUCGAGAUACGGCCUUUGCACCAUGAGGGCUUUUGGCUGCAACUCGCGUCGCUUCCUGGACGUCGAUUUGCUACCCAGAGUAUCCGCGUUCUCCAUAUCUCGGAGUCCCUCGACGUCCUGUUGAGCGGUGCCCUCCCUGCCAUCUCCACUAGUCAAAAUCUCCACGAGCUCAGGAUCGAUGUCCUCACCUAUGAAGACGAUGCGUACCCGCCCGCGACGCGGCGCGAGUGGAGCAAGGCGUCCAUCCGCACAUUUGUGGAACUGCGGCGCUUACGUAUCGAAGGCUCGGUUUCGGAGACAGCAACUCUCGUUGAUGUGAUCAUCGCGCCAGAGCUCGAAGAUAUAGAGCUACACCGCAUGGCUCAUUCCGAUUCCGAGUCCUCUGGUAUUCCAGCUCUACUUCGCGCUUCCCUUCACACACUGGGUACACGCAACGCAGGAUCUUUGCGGAGAGUCAAGUUGGUAACGUAUGGCAGUGCGUCCGAUAUGGCGUUCUCCGAACUCAUUAGACCAUUGCUUCCACUUCGCCACCUCGAUGAGCUCGACAUUGAUGACCCUGCUGCCAGAGUCAUCGACUCCUCGGCACCUACCAUGCUAGCGGCUUGGCAGAUGCUCGAAAAACUGUCCCUUGCAGUGAUGGUGUUGUCGCCGGAAAGGCUUCAGGGCAUAGUGCGCAACUGUCCUCGUCUGAAGAGACUGAAGGUGCUGCGCUUGUCGAAGGAUUUCCCCCUGAUACCUCCAGUUACAUCGAACGUCUCCGAUGCACCAGAUUCAAGGGGUAUCGAACACGGUCUCGAAGAGUUGUGUGUCGUCAGCCCCUUCAAGGUGACAGAACCUGCGGGCAUUACAGCGAUCGCGAGGUUUCUGAACAAGCUCUUCCCCCGGCUUCGUCCCGAGCGUUGCGUGGAUACUACGCAUACAACGGACGGCGAUGGAGACUGGGAUAGGGUCCUACAAGAGAUGGCGAACCUUCGGUUGAGCGGAUAA
Molecule: messenger RNA, 1704 nt
Organism: Rhodofomes roseus
Lineage: Eukaryota; Fungi; Basidiomycota; Agaricomycetes; Polyporales; Fomitopsidaceae
Exons: 2
Coding region: 1-1704 (567 amino acids)
Source: RefSeq, a predicted model, not a curated record